Molecule: messenger RNA, 853 nt
Organism: Hippocampus zosterae (dwarf seahorse)
Lineage: Eukaryota; Metazoa; Chordata; Actinopteri; Syngnathiformes; Syngnathidae
Gene: jdp2b
Product: Jun dimerization protein 2b
Exons: 5
Coding region: 306-797 (163 amino acids)
Biological process (GO): regulation of transcription by RNA polymerase II
Cellular component (GO): nucleus
Molecular function (GO): RNA polymerase II cis-regulatory region sequence-specific DNA binding; DNA-binding transcription factor activity, RNA polymerase II-specific
Source: RefSeq, a predicted model, not a curated record
GCUGACGUCUGGCUCGGCCACUUCCGCAUUCCGGAGCUCUCCCAGACCUGGCCCACUACAGUACUUAAGCGGGCUGAUGCAACCGCUCGGGUUAGUCCCCGCGCCCGCCGCCGACUCCUCAAAAAAAAAAAGAAAAAAAUGAAGAGAGAGAGACAGCCCGAAUCCCGCGUUCCCCUCGUCCUCUUUGGAUUGUUUUGGUUUUGAUGUUCGUGUAGGCGCACCACAGGGUGCCGACACAAGUUGCACCAUUGACGCAAGAAGUUCUCUCUGACGGCGGUGGGGGGGCGGGGGGGUCCGGGUCGGACAUGAUGCCGGGACAGAUACCGGAGCCUUCGCUGGCAGCGGGCUCCCUGCCCUGCCUGGGCCCGCCGGCGCGCAUCUCGGCCACCACGCUGACCGACCAGCUGAAGCUGGCCGACCUUCGCCAGCUGGGCGCCAUGUUCUCGCCGCUGCAUUUCUUCGGCAGGCUGGGAAAGAGGCCGCUGAGCAUCAAGACGGAGCUGGACGAAGACGAAGAGAGGAGGAAACGAAGGCGAGAGAAAAACAAAGUGGCGGCGGCGCGAUGCCGAAACAAGAAGAAGGAACGAACGGACUUCCUUCAGAGGGAGUCGGAGCGCCUGGAGAUGGUCAACUCGGAUCUGAAGGCCCAGAUCGAGGAGCUGCGCCUGGAGAGGCAGCAGCUGAUGGUGAUGCUCAACCUGCACCGGCCCACCUGCAUCGUGCGGACCGACAGCGUCAAAAGCCCCGAGGGCGAGGACCACCCGCCGCUGGAGCGGCUGCGCGCCCACGGCGAGUGAAGCCGCCGCCGCCCGCGAGUGCCCCCCCCCCCCCCCAGACGGACCCUUGCGGGCAC